AUGACCCAAGAGAACGUGAGCUUAGCUGAAGCAUACGAGAGUAUCGCUAAUGCCGAAAAGCAAGCUUCGCUUCUCGAAAAAAUGCUUGACAAUUUGGACAGCAAAAUGGACAGCAUUCUCGACGAAAUCGAAAACAAUAGAACUGAAAUCAAGGAGACCGAAAAAAAACAAGCAGAUACAGACAAGCAAACUUAG
Molecule: messenger RNA, 195 nt
Organism: Metschnikowia bicuspidata var. bicuspidata NRRL YB-4993
Lineage: Eukaryota; Fungi; Ascomycota; Pichiomycetes; Serinales; Metschnikowiaceae
Exons: 1
Coding region: 1-195 (64 amino acids)
Source: RefSeq, a predicted model, not a curated record